Botrytis byssoidea is the source of this 1054-nucleotide messenger RNA. RefSeq lists its product as uncharacterized. The record is from RefSeq and is a predicted model, not a curated record. The coding region runs from base 1 to 195 and encodes 64 amino acids. The transcript has 2 exons. Lineage: Eukaryota; Fungi; Ascomycota; Leotiomycetes; Helotiales; Sclerotiniaceae.
AUGGUAGGUUCAGACGCAAUCCCAUAUUUGAUCACGUACGAAGAAUCUGCGUCUCAUGCAAUACAGGAAACAAUCCGGGACCCUGGAAGAGGUAAGCCAAGACCAGUCAUCCCAAGAACGUUGCAGCCUUCCUGCAGUAAUUCGCCGAAUCUACAACCUGCAGUUGCGGCAGCGCGAAAAGCUAAAAACACAUAAAAUUAUCGAACUUCAGCUAUGAUUCUCAACGGCACAAAGCCGCUUCCUGGCUGCACAUUCUUUCCGCGGCGUAUCAAGCAUGACAUAUUCGUCCUUGAAGCUUACAUGUUCUCUUCGCCGACGAUCGAGCACCCACGCAUUCUAUUUCUCAUAUAACGGGCGGAAGAACCAUUCGGAGAUCCCAAGACUCUCACUGUCACGUUCUCCAACUUGAUAGCCGAGAAGAUUUCCUAAUCAAGACUUACGAGCAGCAGAUACCCGGUCGAUUUAUGUUCCCUUCCGUGACAUGGGUAAGGAUAUACUUUCGCGAAACGCGGGGUGAUUACCAGUAAGUAUUGAAAUCCGGUCUCCCAAAAUCUUACACAGGUUCCCCGCCCAGCGAUUGUGGGGAAAUGUGAUGGAUCCGGAAAAAAUCGCAAUGUAUGUCACUUAAACUUGGAGGGGAUUCCCGGUACAUAGUUGUGAGCCGCGUUCAUUAUGCCGAACCGAUAAUUAGUGUAACGGCGGCUGAGUAUAGGCACUUCAGCCGAGUCCCGCUGUGAACCGUUAUUGGUUGUAGAUCUACAUACUGGCGUUACUUUAAAGGACAUAUCGUUCGUAUUGUGGUAUUGCCAGCUCAUAUAUAUGUGUGUUGGGACUCUAUAGUUGCGGAUUUGGCGCCUGACUAUACGAAGGGGCUUAAGUGUUUCCCAAAUUGGCUUCCUGCACCACCCAUUGCUACCAUGAUACUGAAUGUAUAGCAACAUCUCCACCAUAUAUCUUAUAUCUGUAAGCGUUGAUGCCAGGUCACUCGGAACUCACCCAGAAAUUGAGAUACAUCGUAUGAGGGGAAAUGGAAGAAUAUCGUCGUGAAUCUACC